This is a messenger RNA of Paramecium octaurelia, 1170 nucleotides long. The record is from the annotation of a GenBank genome assembly. NCBI's taxonomy places the organism in Eukaryota, Ciliophora, Oligohymenophorea, Peniculida, Parameciidae.
AUGGGAAGAAAUAAAAUUGACAUUCAGUAUAUAAAAGAUGAUCGUAUUAGAAAUGUAAUUUUAUUUAAUUAAAUGCUUGUUCUACUAUUUUUAGAAGCAUUAUAUAAUUUAUAAACUUAUAAUUAUAUUUUAGAUAACUUUUAACAAAAGGAAAAAUGGAUUGUUGAAAAAGGCUUGCGAAUUAGCAGUAUUGUGCAAUAUCAAAAUGCUUUUAUGUUUUACGGAUUUAAGUAAAAUAAAAUAUAAAUUAUUUUUAGGUGGCAAUGUCUAUUAAUUUAUGUCCAACGAGAAUACCGAAAUGGAAUUAAUACAAUCAAAUCACAAAAAGAUUUUCACAAAAUAAGAUGUAUUUUCAAUGCUUAUAUUUAGUAUCCUGGAUUCUAAAAAAAGAAAGACAAUGAGUCAUAAUCAGAAGCAGAAAGUGAAUUGAGUAUAGAAUAGAAAAGGACAAGAGCGUAGGAACAUUUAAAUUAAUAACAUUUAUUUAUUUAGUAAUCCUAACUUAUUUAGCAAAAUCAAUAAUAUCAGAAAGGUCAAUAACAAAUGAGAUUGAGAAACAAGGUUUUAGAGAAUCACGAAAAACAAAUGUAAUAAGAAUCCAGGAAAAUUGUCAAAAUUGAACCAAAACAAGAGGAAUUUGAACAAUCAAAAAAUAAAAUGUAACCCAAAAGCAAGAAAACAAAUGAUGAGAUUGCUUUCAAUGAUAUCAUUGAUCAUCAGUAAGCUAGAAAUUUCGAUGAUCUCUAUUAAUGUGGCAAUCAAUUAGACGAUUAGUCAAAUUCCCCAGAUUAGUAGGAUUUUAAAUAAUAACUAUCAAUGUUUACAUCUUCAAAUCCAAUCAAAUUAAUGAAAAUGGAUAGCUUACUAAAUGGCAAUAACAAUAGCAAGCCCCAUAACUUUCUAAGUGAUUAAUAUAAUAAGUUCUUCAAUAAAGACAGAGUAAAUCCAUUUACCUAUUUAUUUAGAUUGACUCAUUGAAUAAUAGUAAAGUUUUAUAGCCUAGUGUGCAAUUCAUUGUGCCUCCUCAAGUCUAUUUUAGUAUCCCACCAUCCCCAAUUAAUCAAGCAAUGAAUAAGAUUUAUGUGGGAGUGGAUGAACCCAUGGAUUUCAAUUUAGGAUAAUCUCAGUACUCUGAUGGAUUUAAGAAAUAUACUAAAUGAACAACAAUAA